UAUCUCUUUAUUCAGUGGUCAUCUGUCAACUGUACAAAAAGAAAAUGAUGUUGAUAUUAAAUAUCAUUUUGCUUCUGCUCAUAUCUGUGGAAGUGAUUGGUCUUCCAUGUUUAACCAACGAAUCCAAAGAAGAUUUCGAUAAAUCCAGAAAAGCCCUAACAGUGGUGCAAAGCGAUAUCGGAAAAGUUGUCAAUACAUUGGAGAGUAACCACCAACAUACUAUUACCGCUUUAGAGUCAGCUCUUAAGAAAACUGUCUCUAUUAUGGAAAAUAAUGUUAAACAGACUACUGGUGUUCUGAAGAACAACCUCGGAACAUUUAAAACUACACUGAACAACAUGGGUGAGAAGAUAAAGAAACUUGAUACAGAUUUCAAAGUGUUGGGAAAAGAUUUUCGAAAAACAAAAUGGAUCAAAUAUGACGGACAUUGUUACUACUACAGUACUGAAUCUACAGAUUGGUUUACAUCAGAGAGAAAAUGUAGAGAAAUUGGAGGAUACCUAGUAAAAACCGACAACGAGGAGGAAAAGAAAAACCUGUAUUCAAAUUAUAACAAAAGCUAUUAUUACUGGAUUGGUUUGACCGACCUCAAGGAAGGAGAGUUUCGUUGGACAUAUGACCAGAGUAAAGCUGUGGUUAAAGAUUGGUAUCCAGGUUAUGGUUCGAAAGGAACAACUCAUAACUGUGUGGCAGUUUGUAAACAUGAUAAUAAAUCAAAACCGUUCGACUACCCCUGCUCUUCUUCGCAUCGAUACAUCUGUGAAAGUAACUUCUGUUUCUGAGACUAUUGUCCCGCUGAAGAGUUUUUGAUGAUAAGAAAAAAAAACUUCUUUUCUUUAAUAAAUUAUCUUUUCAAAUUA
Messenger RNA from Mytilus californianus (California mussel), 860 nucleotides. RefSeq names its product C-type lectin domain family 6 member A-like. Bases 45 to 782 code for a protein of 245 amino acids. Lineage: Eukaryota; Metazoa; Mollusca; Bivalvia; Mytilida; Mytilidae. Gene Ontology annotation, molecular function: carbohydrate binding. The record is from RefSeq and is a predicted model, not a curated record. The transcript is spliced from 6 exons. Gene Ontology annotation, biological process: biological process involved in interspecies interaction between organisms. Gene Ontology annotation, cellular component: external side of plasma membrane.